Molecule: messenger RNA, 6039 nt
Organism: Symbiodinium sp. CCMP2592
Lineage: Eukaryota; Dinophyceae; Suessiales; Symbiodiniaceae
Source: the annotation of a GenBank genome assembly
AUGAAUGCGCGUGAGUUGCAGUCCUUGUAUGCAGAUCUUAGCCAAAGACUGAAUGUCCCUGUGAGUGGACAGUUCGUUCCUGAAAGAUUGGGGCAGUCGCCACCUGAUUUGAAUGUGCCAGCUUUUGUGAGACAUCAAGGUAACACGUUACCUGGUGUUCCAGCUGAAAAUGCGAGGAGCAGUGAAGACAAAGACGUCUUUAGUCGCAGUGAGAAGUGGCUAGGGUCUCCACCUUCGCCAAAUCAUCAAGCGUGGAAAGGGCGUGAAUCUGAAGUGCUGGGCAUGAAUGCCUAUAUUCACGAGUUGGUUGCAUGGGCGAAUCAAGCAAGUGUUGAGUUUGGAAAGGAGAUCGCUCAGGCCGCGCGAUGGCCUACACAGAUUGCAUGGAACACGUUGUCUAAGAGUCAACAAGCGCGAGGAGUUCGUUUGUUUAGUGUGCUGAAGGCAGCGUUUGCAGAUCAUGGGCGGAUAACUCUUAUGAUCCAAAGCUUCGGAGAAGGGCUUGACAUUGUUGCAGUCGCCAUGCAGGGAGAUGUUUUCGGGAACUCUCUUUCGUAUAUGGGUAAUGGUUUUGAGUUGCUUAGGCAGCUUGCCAAGGAGUUUUCUUUGAGAAGUCGUGCUGAGGCUAUGAGUCUCAGGGCGAUGCUGAUGGCAAGAACGUUUCGAGCGCAAGACUCGUCAGCUCCAGUUGCUGACACAGUGCGUCAGAUUGAGGUGGCAGUGGCAAGGUUUGUGCGUUUACUUUCGACGCUAGAUCCUAGAGAUGCUGCUGGGUUUGCUUUGACUGACAGUGAUCAGCUUACGCUUUUGAUGAGGUCUUUGCCUGAGAGCGCAAAGGCGUAUACGUUACAUCAUUCGCAGGGUGAGACAUAUGCCUCAUAUCGAUCUUCAGCUUUGCGAUGGGAACAUCAGCAGCGUUUGUUUCUUGAGUUGCAAGGGGCCAAAGGUUUGUUUGGCUUGCAUGAAACCGAGUUUUCUGAGAGCGCAGGUUCGCCUGAGGCAGGUGAGGGAAUGGAUGGUCACGUCUUUGGCAUGAGUGCUAGGCCUUCUGAUGCUGGGAGCGGUGUGAAGUGCAACCGUUGUGGCAAGAAGGGGCAUCAAGUGAAUCAGUGCACGGCAGACCUUUCCAAGGUUAAGUGCUUCAAGUGCGGAGAGAUGGGCCACAUAUCUUUGAACUGUGCCAAGGGCAAGCAGGGUGAUGUUUCUCAGUCGAGUGCGAGACCUAAGGGUUCUGAUGGCAAAGGUGCUGCUGCGGCCAAGGGUCAAGUUUCUUUUUCGCCUAAAGGCAAGAGCAAAGGAAAAGGAGGAAAGAAAGGAAAAAUGUUUGCUCUGUUUGAUGAGGAGACAGGGGUUUGGUGGUACACAGAUGCUGAUGAAUCUUUUUACACCGAAGAAGGUGAUGAGCAAGAAGCACAGCAGGUGGACUCCACUCUUGUGUUAUCUUGUGUCAUUGAGUUAACUGAUGAGCCCAAUACGCGUUUUGAAGCUGUCCUUGAAGACAGCGAGUCGGUGUCUGUUGUGCUCCAAGAGCAGUUGUGUCAACCUUUGUUGCAGUCGUUGGGUCAGUCGCUUGGAAGUGAGUUUUGGCUGCUUGACUCAGGUGCGUCAUGCUGUGUUAUCAACCAUGUGACGUUGAAGACGCUUCCGCAUGAUGAGUUGACUGCAUGUGGUUCGACGUUUAUGGCUGCGAAUGGGACUCCUGUUCCCUUUGAUGGUCGUUGCCAUGUUGUGCUAAAGGUUCGCACAAAGGAUUCAAGUGGAGCUACCAAGAAUGGUGUCUGCAAGAUUCCUGUGAUGGUGGGUGACACUCCUUACAAUAUCCUGUCAACGCGAACUCUUGGAAGGCAUGGUUGGCGUGUUGUCUUGGAUGAAGGCGUUUCUGUGUGUCAUGUGAAGUCGGGUGUUGAUAUGAUUGAUACCUGUAUUUGGUGUGACACGCCUUGGAUCCGCGUGAUUCCUCAUUCAGAAGGUGAUCUCUUGUUGCCGUCGGAUGCCUCAGUUGAUCCUGCUCCAAUUUCCUCGAUUGGACAUGUUGCAGUUGUUUCGCAGAAGACCAAGGAAGAUCUUGAAAUUCACAGAGCAAAGGGCCACAUGCCCUUCCAUCCUGAUUGCGAGCAUUGUCUGAAGUCCCGAGGUGUUACCCAACACAGGCGAAAGUCUGAGCGCGGAGUGGAAACAGAGAUUGUUGCAGAUUUUAUGUUUCUCGACUCUUCUGGAGAGACGAUCAGCGUAGCUGAGCGCCAGACAAGUAGCUCUUUCAAGGUCCUCGUCCUUCGUGAGGCCUUUUCUUCUUCUAUUGGGGCUGUGAUGAUAACUGAGAACAUUGCAAAGGACAGAGGUCUUCUUUUGAAGUGGCUUGCUGAGUUUGGGUUGUCGUCCUCACAGGCAAGCAUUGUGCUUUUGACAGAUUCCGAAGAAGCGGUGAAGUCGUUUGUUGCAGGUGCGUCGGAUAAGUACAUCUUUAUGGUGCGCAAGGCUGCGCCACAAGCUCAUGAACAGCUUGGUGGUGCGGAAAGGACAGUCCGGGUCCUUAAAGAAGGGCUAGCUACUCUGCAAAGUGAUUUUCAGUCGCUUGGUUGCGUUUUGUCGUUUCGGAGAGACUUGUUGCAGCUUGCACUUUCUUACCUGUGCAUGAGUGUGAAUUCGAAUGGCAAAGCUUUUGGCGGUGAACGCUCUCCAAAGGAGGUUGCAGUUGGUCGAAGGUUGCCAGAUACCCCUUUUGCGUUGUUUGGGUCCAAGGUGCUUGCUGAGGUCCCUGAGUCUGUGAAGGCUUUGUGCCCGAAUAUGUCGCGUUUUGAGGCGGCAGCUUUUCUUCACCCGCAAUUUGGGUCGCUUGGGAGCUUGGUGUAUGCGCAUGUGCGUGUGGGCCAGGUCUUGACGCCAAAGGUGUUUGUUGCCAAGUCGAUCAAGCUUGUGUUUCCGAUUGAGCUUGUCUUCGAGUCGGGGAUGUUUGAAGUUUUGCGUCGUCGUGGUGAGCUUGGUCCUGAGAGGCCAGAUCAUCCAGUUGCGCCUCGAAUUCUUCCGAGUUCCCAGGGUGCCUCUUUGAAGUGUCCUGUUUCCGGUCCGCCAAAGGAGUUUUUUGAGAGGUAUGGGUUCUCAGGUGAGUGCCGAGCGUGUUCUAACAUGGCACAAUUUGGGUCUAGGAAGGGCUCUUCUCACGGUCGGGCUUGCUGUUUGAGAUAUGAAGCGUGGUUGCGGUCGCAAGUUGCAACAGAUGACAGCAUGGACGUUGAAGUGCCUGUGGCUUCGGAUGCAGAGGCUAUGCGUGAAGCUCUUUCUGAGCUAGCCGAGGAUGAGUCGAGGCAAGACCGAGCUGUGGAGGAGGCUCAGGGUUCUCCUUUGCCUCCCCCGGCCAAUGGGGACGCUGCUUCGUCUGAGGCUCCAGCGAGGAUUGUGAGCGAGGCGGCCCCCAGUGGUCGUGUUUUCACGCGUGGUUGUCCUGCGUGCGAGUCUGGCAUGAAUGCUCCUGGCAUUCGUCACAAUGCUGAUUGCAAGCGAAGGAACCAACGUCUCAGUGUUAGAUUUUCUGUUUCUGGGGAGCCCGAUGAUGACGAAGCUUCAUCCAGGCGUCUGCCUGACAAUCUUGAAGGAGCUGCUGCUCCUGAGUCUGAGGGCAUUGGGGCUCUUGAUGAGGACACUGAGAUGCCGUUUGCCGAUCCAGUGUUGACUGGAAGUGAAGGCGGAGGCAGCCUAGAGGCUGAAGAAGUGCUUCGUGGAAGCAGUGCUGUGAAACGCUCCUCUGAAGUCCCGUUGGAAGAUCUGGAGCGUGAGAUCAGGCAGGACCAAGAAAGGGUUUCCUCUGUCAGUGUCUUCGGUGACAGGGGUCCCUGUUUGCUGUUGGUCUAUGUGGAUGAUUUUCUGUGCAUUGCGCCAACAAAGGAGGAUGCAGAUCACAUCUUUGAGGUGAUUGAGAAGAAAGUUGAACUCAAGAGAACCGGGUUGAUCAAUUCUUCCAAGGAUGGCGGUGGCACUUUGCGGUUUAUUGGUAGGGUUAUCUCCAGGAGAAAGGGGGAGUCCUCUAUCACAGUGUCUUUGCCAGAAGAUUAUUUGGAUGAGACCUUCAAGGCUUAUGGUCUUUCGGGAAAAGGUUCCUCAAGUCCUCCAGAUGUUGCGGUUCAUGUUGAGAAGCAAGAUGGGGUUCCAUUGUCUCCUGAGGCGUAUGCCAGGUUCAGGUCUGCGUUGGGGAAAGUAGCUUGGAUGACGCAGACUCGUCAGGACUUGCGUGCUUAUGUGUCAAUCUUGGCAACGCAGCAAGCCACACCCACGAAUCAUACUGAGCAUGGUCUCCGAGCCUUGCUUCGAUUUCUGAAGAACGACAUGUGCGUGGUUGUGCGGUUGCCUGCUGCGAGUGAUGUGUUGGCUCCCUCGCAACACUACCAAGGAAAGAGGCACCUUGUGUGUUUCUCUGACGCAUCGCAUGCGCCUUUGAGGUGCACGAAGCGCCGUGGCAUCAGUGGAGGAGUGUUGACACUUGAUGGCUGCGUGAUAAAGACUUUGUGUCGUCACCAACAGCUUGUGUCGCUGUCGUCUAUGGAGUCAGAGCUGUUUGCGUUGCAGUCGGUUGCUCAAGAAAUGUCGAGUCUUGGAAAGUUCAUGGCAAGGGUCUUCAUGUCGUUUCGAGAAAGCGAGGAAGUUGAAUUGCCUGGGAUACUUUACAGUGACUCAGAAAGCGCUUUGAAGCUUCUUCGCAAUUUGGACACACCCAGACAAAGCAGACAUCUUGAGAUAAGAGUCGAGUGGCUUAAAGCUCGUGUCGCAGCGGGUUCUUUGGUCCUUGCGUUUAAGAAGGGAAUCGAAAAUCCGUCAGACCUCUUGACUAAAUGUUUGGGGUCCUCGGCUUUCGGGAUACAUCGCGAAGCGUUGGGCUUUGAGUCGCUGUCGGGACCACUUGCGUCUUUGUGCAAUCAUGAGAAGAGAUUGGUGAUGGUUGAAGUGUGCUGUCGACCGCAGUCGAGUGUUCAAGGUGCAUGUCGCAGAGUCGGGAUGAGUUACGUUGGCGUGACUGAGAACAUGCAGAGUGACAGCGUGUUCAAAGAGGUGCGUCGAUAUCUUCUGAACUUUGCGUGUGACUGCGUGUUUGUGCAUGUGUCCACGCCUUGCUCUUCUGGAUCUUACUUGCGUCGGUUCUCUGGCGGGAACUCGUCGAAGUCGGAUUGGGAAUGGUUUGAGGUGUUUCCUUGUGUGUUGAAGUACUUGAAGCUUGGGAAGCACUCGAGCUUUGAGCUGCCAUGGAACAAUGAGAUUUGGCAACAUGACUUGUGCCAGAAGGUGCUGAAGAAGGCAGGCCACACGUUCGAUGUGCCGGUGAGGUUGUGCAUGACUGGUGUGCUAAGCAUGCAAGUCUGUGGCAAGUUGGGUGGACCGAAACAGGUUUUUACACUCCGAAACUCGCUGAUGCGAUUGUUCGAGGUGCGAACUCGUGCUGCCAUGGUUCUCACGACCGAUGAGCGCAGGGAGCUGCGCCGUUUGCUGGAUAAGAUGGAUUCUGCAGAUGGCUUGGCUUCGACUGCCAAUACUUCUAUGACUGAUGGGACCAAGCGUCUCAGAGAUGUGGGUGGAUAUCCAGAGGAUGGGUCUACUGCAUCAGGAUCUGCUUGCGGUGCCCAGCUGCCGAUUUCAAAGGGAAGCGCAAAGGGUGCUGUGAGCACUCCCAAGUGUUAUGAAGACCUCGUCGAUGCAUUCGAGGGGGAAGAGUUUGGGGAUAGCGACAAUGUGAUUGUCGUGAGCUAUGCAGGUACUGAGGUCACCUCGGUGCCACUUCCAAGUAAUCUAUCUAUGGAGGAUUGGGGUCGGACAAUCUGCGAUCUGCCAAAGGUCCAGAAGAAUAAGAUGUGGUUUAAGAAGUCCUAUGCGACCUUGGUCAAGCUUGCCAAGGAGGAUAGCGACCUUGCAAGCUACCUCAAUUGGAUCAAGGAGAAAUUUGGUCGCAAUUAUGAUCCGACGACCUCCUCCAGUCAGUCCUCGGACCUUGCGGGGUAUUUGAUGAGGAUUGGUUUUUCAAAGCAGAAGGGAUUCCAGCGCAAGUUGGCGGAGGAGUAA